Messenger RNA from Impatiens glandulifera, 1485 nucleotides. Its product is annotated as F-box protein CPR1-like. The transcript has 4 exons. Gene Ontology annotation, molecular function: protein binding. NCBI's taxonomy places the organism in Eukaryota, Viridiplantae, Streptophyta, Magnoliopsida, Ericales, Balsaminaceae. The record is from RefSeq and is a predicted model, not a curated record. The coding region runs from base 1 to 1485 and encodes 494 amino acids.
AUGAAAGAUGCAGUGAAGAAAGUGGUUACUAAUGGCAAUGGAGGAAGAAGAAGAGGAAUCAAAAGAAGCCAUUUGAGAUUUCAUUAUGAUCCAUCAAGUUAUGCCCUAAACUUUGAAGAAGACGACCAAGACGGUUACUGUGGCAAUUUGGUCAGAGAAGAAUCCGUUAAUACUAAACUUUCUUCUUCAUCUUCGACUAUGGCUCCUGUUCUUAGGAAACUUUUUACAAAGGAGAUGUGGGAGAAAAAGCUUGAUAAACAUUCUUCAUCUUUGAUUCAUUUACAUGUAUCAAAUUCAUCGAUGAUGAAGAAGAUGGUGCAAUUAUCGAAUGAGAUUAUAGAAGAGAUUUUUUGUCGAUUGCCUGUUAAGAGUCUGUUCCGUUUUAGAACUCUAUCUAAAUCAUGUCUUUUUUUGAUCAGCAGCCCCUAUUUUGUCAAAUUGCAUCUGAAACAAUCUGUCAAAACCAAGAGCAACAUUAGCCUUUUACAAAAGCACUAUGAUCUCUAUCGGGUGGAUCUUGAUUCCCUCCAAGAUGGUGAUGUUCUUCAACCGGUGGAGAUCAAUCCCAUUCCGAGUUUUGGGAAUUAUACACUGAAGAUUUUGAAUUAUAGACUUAAAUGUUCCUGUGAUGGCUUGCUUUGCAUGUCAAAUAUCCAUGACAAUAACAAUGUCUUCUUAUGGAAUCCAUCAAUAAGAAAAUGUAUAAAACUGCCUUACACAUUUAUUGAUUUGGCAAACCAGGUUAGUAUUCCCAUCACUUAUUGUGAUUAUCGAAUUGGAUAUGUUAACACCAAUGAUGAUUACAAUAUAGUGAGAAUUGCAUAUAGAGGUAGAUGCAGCAUGGUCGAUUACGAGUUUAAGGUUUACAGUUUGAGAUCAAAUUCUUGGCAUAGGCUAGAGAAGUUUCUUUAUGUUCCGGAUUUUUUUAGCUUUGGAGAUUCCAUUGUUGGUGGAGCUCUGCACUGGAUCUCAAUUGUGAAAUCAGAAGAUUUGAUUGUUGCCUUUCAUCUUGGGACAGAGAAAUACAGAAUGCUUUCACAUCCGGAAUACCGCGGUCCUUAUUAUAGGUUGUAUUUGGAUAAUUUUGAAGGAUGUCUUUCUUUAACUUGUUAUUACAAAUCAUUUGAUGUGGAUGUGUUUUUGCUGAAAGAAUAUGGUGAGAAGAAUGAAUAUUGGUCGAGAUUGAUUACACUGUCAUAUGCAACUUUUUUACAGAUUCAUCACCCUUUUAAACUUGUCGCUUAUUCGAAGAGUCGUAAGAAAAUACUGUUGGAGAUGGAUUAUAUGAGGCAUGUUUUGUAUAAUGUAGAACAAAAGUUAACUGUAGAAAUUAAGGUUGAUCGUAUGGGACCCAUAAUUAAGCUACAUACUUUCGUUGAGAGUCUCGUCUCUCUCGAUGUUCCAGCACCUGGAUACAUGGGAAGUGGUGUAAAAUCGCAGCCGAUAAUUGUUGAAGAACCAGACGAAAUGAAUGCUUUGGAAUGA